CUUCUCCGCUCCUUCCUUUCGCGCCGGGUAACCGGAGAGCUGUGCGUCCAUGUGCGCAGUGACUGGGAAUUGACGGACAUCUAAAAAACUAAAUCCGAGUCGUAAGCAGAGUUGUCGUUAUGGAUGCUGGGGCUUUGGUCGAGGCUCUUCGGGGCACUAUGGACCCCAAUCUGCGUGAGGCCGCGGAGAGGCGGCUGAACGAGGCCAGGUUAACCCAGGUUAACUUUGUGUCUGCUCUGCUGCAAGUCACCAUGUCUGAGCAACUGGAUUUGGAUGUAAGACAAGCAGGCGUAAUUUACCUUAAGAACAUGAUCACUCAACACUGGAGUGAUGGUGAUGACUCGGGCACAGACACGCCGGCCAACACCAUUCCUGAGGUGGACAGGGACUUUAUCCGAGCAAACAUUGUAGAAGCCAUCAUCCAGUCUCCUGAGCGCAUCAGAGUCCAGUUGACAACGUGUAUUCACCAUAUGAUCAAGACCGAUUAUCCCGUCAAGUGGAGGUCCUUUGUGGACAAAAUUGCUUUCUAUCUGCAAUCGGAUAACAGUGGAACCUGGUUUGGAAUCUUGCUUUGUCUUUACCAGCUUGUCAAAAACUAUGAAUACAAAAAACCAGAGGAGCGUCAGCCUUUGAUUGGUGCCAUGGAUGUCUUCAUGCCCAUGCUCAAAAACAACUUCAUCAGGCUUCUCCCAAACCCCUCCAGUGAGUCAGUCCUGAUUCAGAAACAAAUCCUCAAAAUCCUCUACGCCCUCUUCCAGUACAACCUUCCCCUUGAGCUAAUCAAGAGACAUAAUCUAACAGAAUGGAUGGGAAUCUUCAGGACAAUAGUGGACAGAGACGUUCCUCCAGAGACCAUGCAGACUGAUGAGGACGAGCGCCCCGAGCUGCCGUGGUGGAAGUGUAAGAAGUGGGCCCUUCACAUCUUGGCCCGACUGUUUGAAAGGUAUGGCAGUCCUGGCAACACAACCAAAGAGUACACAGAAUUUGCAGAUUUUUUCCUCAAAGAGUAUGCAGUUGCAGCACAGCAGGUACUCCUUAAAGUCUUAUACCAGUAUAAGACAUCACAAUAUGUUGCUCCUCGAGUACUCCAGCAGACGCUCAACUUUAUCAACCAGGGCAUUGCACACGCACUGACGUGGAAGAAUCUCAAGCCACACAUUCAGGUUAUUAUUCAGGAUGUGGUUUUCCCCCUCAUGUGUUAUACAGACAGUGAUGAAGAGUUAUGGCAGGAAGAUCCCUAUGAGUAUAUUCGUAUGAAAUUUGAUGUUUUUGAGGACUUCAUUUCCCCCACAACAGCAGCACAAACACUACUUUUUACUGCUUGUAUGAAGAGGAAAGAGGUGCUACAAAAGACCAUGGGCUUCUGCUACCAAAUUCUUACAGACGCAGCAUCAGACCCCAGAAAAAAGGAUGGAGCCCUCCACAUGAUUGGAUCAUUGGCUGAGAUUCUACUCAAGAAAAAAAUUUACAAGGACCAAAUGGAGUUCAUGCUGCAGAAUCACGUCUUCCCCCUUUUCCGCAGUGAACUGGGAUACAUGAGGGCUAGAGCAUGCUGGGUACUGCAUUACUUCUGUGAGGUGAAGUUCAAAAGUGACCAGAACCUGCAAACUGCUCUUGAGCUCACUCGACUUUGCCUGAUAAAUGACAAUGAGAUGCCAGUGAAGGUAGAGGCUGCUAUUGCUUUGCAGGUUCUCAUCAGCAAUCAAGAAAAAGCCAAAGAAUAUAUUACUCCGUUCAUCAGGCCUGUGAUGCAGGCACUCCUGCACAUUGUCAGGGAGACUGAGAACGAUGACCUCACUAACGUCAUACAGAAGAUGAUUUGUGAAUACAGUGAAGAAGUUACACCCAUAGCAGUGGAAAUGACACAACAUCUGGCAAUGACAUUCAACCAAGUGAUUCAGACGGGGCCUGAUGAGGAGGGAGGAGAUGACAAGGCAGUGACAGCCAUGGGCAUCCUCAACACCAUAGACACGUUGUUAAGUGUUGUGGAGGACCACAAAGAGAUCACUGAGCAGUUGGAAGGUAUUUGUCUGCAGGUUAUUGGAACUGUGCUCCAACAGCAUGUACUUGAGUUUUAUGAAGAGAUCUUGUCCCUAGCUCACAGCCUGACAUGCCAGCAGGUGUCACCACAAAUGUGGCAGCUGCUUCCACUUGUCUAUGAAGUCUUCCAGCAGGAUGGGUUUGAUUAUUUCACAGAUAUGAUGCCACUGCUUCACAACUAUGUCACAGUAGACACCAAUACACUGCUCUCUGAUACCAAAUACCUGGAGAUUAUCUUUAGCAUGUGUAAAAAGAUUCUAACAGGGGACCCCGGUGAGGACCCAGAAUGCCAUGCUGCUAAACUAUUGGAAGUUAUUAUUCUUCAGUGCAAGGGUCGUGGAAUUGACCAGGUGGUGCCCCUGUUUGUGACUCUUGCACUGGAGCGUUUGACGAGGGAGGUGAAGACCAGUGAGCUGAGGACCAUGUGUCUGCAGGUCGCCAUAGCGGCACUUUACUACAACCCUCAUCUUCUCCUCAACACUCUGGAGAACCUCCGCUUCCCCAACAACACUGAGCCUAUCACUAACCACUUCAUAUCACAGUGGCUCAAAGACAUUGACUGCUUCCUUGGACUUCAUGACAGAAAAAUGGCAAUUCUGGGUCUCUGUGCCUUGAUGGAGCUUGAGCACAGGCCUCAGGCAGUCAACCAAGUGGCCGGUCAGCUCCUGCCCGCUGCUAUCAUGCUCUUCAGCGGCCUCAAAAGGGCGUAUGCCUGUCGGGCUGAGCAUGAGAAUGAUGAAGAUGAUGAUGAAGAUGGGGAAGAAGACGACGAAACUGCUGAACUUAACAGUGAUGAGGACGAUAUUGAUGAAGAGGGGCAGGAGUAUCUGGAGAUGUUGGCAAAGCAGGCAGGAGAGGAUGGAGAUGAUGAAGACUGGGAGGAAGAUGAUGCAGAGGAGACUGCACUCGAGGGAUACACUACUUCAGUAGAUGAUGAAGACAAUUUUGUAGACGAGUAUCAAAUCUUCAAAGCCAUAUUACAACACAUUGAGGUCCAUGACCCGGCGUGGUACCAGGCGCUGACACAAGCACUGGAUGAGGAGCAGGGCAAACAGCUUCAGGACAUUGGCACACUUGCAGACCAGAGACGGGCAGCACAUGAAUCCAAAAUGAUUGAGAAACACGGAGGAUACAAGUUCACAGCACCUGUGGUACCACCAACUUUCAACUUUGGGGGCGCUGCUCCGGGAAUGAAUUGAGUCCUCCAUUCUACUUUUUAUUACUCUGUGACUGAUUGUAGUGAAGUGAAAAAGCUUGUGUUGUUCCCUUAAGUAGGGGUUCCAGAACAGGUUCUUCUCAGUCAUUCUUCAAACUGUUAUUGGAAAUCCACCAGAAGACUUGGGAAAGCAACCAAAAUGUAACCAGUGGCUGAGGCAAAUAAACCAACUUAAACUUGAGCACGAUGCAAGAGAAGAAGCUCUGAACAACUUUGUCUUUUGGAGUCCAGUGGAGGGGAGGCCUUGAUGGCAACUCUUCCCCACUCAAACAAAAUUGGGGGUUAAUAGCAACACAUUAGAUUAUGGGACAAAAUCCAUUAUCACUGAGGCCAAGAGGCCAUGUUAUACCUCUGGUUGUGGCGAUAACAUUUAUUUCCUGCAUAAACAAACAGGUUUAUGUACAUAGAAGCCAAGGUUAUUGAUUUUUGUUAUUGUUUUUUUUUUUUUCAAGUAGCCUUGAAAAUGACCUAAGGCGUUUGUAAGGUGUCAACAGCUGUAUUCAUAUGUAGCAUAUUGGAUACUUCAUAGCACUAUGUGAUGCCUGAGCUCUGUAAAUUAAUAACUAGCACUUUCAUAUUGUUCAGGUCUCCUAGCCUUCUGUAUUGGACUGCAAAUUUUUUAAUUGAGAACUAUUUAAACUGAACCGCUGUAACUUUGUUACUUGGAAGUGACUUCAGUAAUGGCUGGUUGUCAUUGUUACAGAGAGGAUUGUGGGAAAACUUGUAAACGACAAAUUCAGGUAAAAGAGAA
Molecule: messenger RNA, 4007 nt
Organism: Periophthalmus magnuspinnatus
Lineage: Eukaryota; Metazoa; Chordata; Actinopteri; Gobiiformes; Gobiidae
Gene: ipo7
Product: importin 7
Exons: 25
Coding region: 120-3239 (1039 amino acids)
Biological process (GO): protein import into nucleus
Cellular component (GO): nuclear envelope; cytosol
Molecular function (GO): small GTPase binding
Source: RefSeq, a predicted model, not a curated record